UGUAUCAAAUGAAAAAUGAUCCCACAGUAUUGAUAACCGCUCAUAACAUUACUGCUAUAACUCCUACAGUAGUCCAUAAAUCUUUACAGAGAAACUCAUGAGAUGGCGAAUUAGUUUGUGACAGACAGACAGACACACAUAAUGUGACACACAGUCACACAUACCGUGACAGACAGACACACAUACACAACAAAAAAGUGACCACCAUACCACACGCAUUACUACCGCAGUUGGAAUGCAUUCCACGCGAGUAUCACACGCGUGUGGUUUGCUCUGAAACACAGCAUAUUGACUACACAACAGAUCUUACGGUGCGCGUUCCACACGCGUGUGGUAUCAACCACACGCGUGUAAGAGCCGUGUGGUUAGUUUUCGGCAGGACUACUGACAGGUUGUACUGUAAUCCGGCAGAAGAAAAAAGGCAACAUGGCGAACGACACGCAGAGUGUACCUACUUUCCAGCUUCACAAGAUUUCCUACCGUGUACGGUUUCUCAUCGCGUUUGUUCUUGGGCCGCUUUUCAACUGGUCACCGACAAAGAUUAGAGACGGACUGAAGCAGUGGGGUGUGCGACUUCUCCCAUCAUUGAAGGCCAUAUGCCUGUUUGGCAAGCGGUACAGAACAUCUCAUAGCUUAGCAGAUGGGCACAGAUCUGGGAGGCCAUCCAAGUUGAAGGUGGCUCAUGGCGAUGCUCUCGACCACUGGAUCCGAUGCAAUCAGGACAUAACCAUGGCAGAGCUUCAGCAGAGGAUGCUGGAUGUUUUCCGGAUACAGGUCAGCUCGGAAUGCAUUCGUAUGCAUGUCCGCAAACUUGGAUGGUGUAAGAAGCAAACCAGGUACUGCCAAAUGGUAAGACGAGAAAACCAGGUCAAAAGGUUGACAUACUGUUUAAUGUGCUAUUCUAAUAAUGAGGAAUUUCAAGAUUGUAUCUUAUCAGAUGAGGCAUCCAUAGAAGUUAUGAGAAGUGGAAGGAUGCGAUUUAUACACAAGGAGGAAAAGACCAUCAUCGCAAAAGUGUGGAAGCCCAAGCAUCCUUUCAAAGUGCAUGUUUGGGCUGGAAUUUCAUACUGAGGAGCCACAAAGAUUUGCAUUUUCACGGGAAUCAUGGACAGCAUUGGCUACCAGAAGAUUUUGGAAGACAUAUUAAUUCCUUUCAUCAAACAGACUUAUCCAGAAGGGCACAGAUUCAUCCAGGACAACGACCCUAAACACACUAGUAGAAGCACAAAAGAAUUUAUGAAGUCUCAUGGAAUCAACCACUGGAGGACACCACCCGAAUCUCCAGACCUCAACCCCAUAGAGAUGGUAUGGGCAAUGUUGAAGACAAACCUGGCAAAGAAACACAAGCCGCAGACAAAGGAUCAGCUUAUAGACAGUAUUGUUGGCGCAGUAUCACGCCACAGCUCUGCAGAAGGGUCAUAGAUCAUUUACAAAAAGUUAUUCCUCGGGUCAUAGAACGUAAUGGGGCAGCAUCUGGUUAUUGAUUGAGUACAAUAUUUUCUCAAUGAACCAGACACAUCUCAGAUUGUCUUUAUGUAUAUCUUCUUCAUAUGAUGAUUUCCUCGUUGCAUUGGAAAUAAUUUUGUGUUGUAUACUGCCAGUUCAAAACAUUUUACUUUACUUUUAUAUAGCCUGUGAUGUGACAGCAGUGAGAAAGGGGUUUUAUAGUACAUAUACAUGUAUUAAUAAUCAAUAAAUACACAACUGAAAUCGUAAUAUAAUGCAAAAUUUUUAUGAAUAUAUAGAAAUGUACAGGCGGUUUUAUUCCUAAGGCAACGCUUACAGAAACUUGUCUCAAUAGGCAAACUUGCUUUUAUGCAUACAAUAUUCUUGAGUAUGGGGUAAAACACCAGUCAUAUAAAUAAAUAAAAUUUAUGCAACCAGUUUGCUUCAGCAGGUUAUUUUGAAAGAAUAGACAAAAUUGUCUCCCUUUUUAACCUAGAUUCGACCGUGAACUGCUAAAAAACACAAAAAGGUACUGUAGGCCACUUGAAGACCAGCGCUGCGAUAUUUAUUUAUACCAUUUUACUUUAAAGUUUAGGUUAUUUUGUACAUGUUGGAUGUCAGCAUAAGGUUAUGCGAGAUUGCCCACCCUGCUGUAUUCGUAAUUUAAGAUCAUGUGAACAGAAGACGGGGCCUAAAUGUGCUUGUGAGGAAAAGCCGUAAGUUGUUUUCAAUUGCUCGAAGGAAGGGGGAGUGACGAGUCCAGAAUUAUACAUGCAGUUGUUAUCAUAAUGAGUAAUUUGUGUUUGUAUCUAAACGGCUUUGAAAAAAGAGAACCGAGUCGGAUGAAGUUCAUUUUGAACGUAAAUGGCGGCGAGAAGCUGCGGUACCCGUGAAGGUUUAUUUCCAGUAUUUUUUUCAGGAUUAAAUGUACCAUAUAUGGCACAAGGUAAAUACACACGCUCGUAUGCAAUUGCUGGUUCGUAUUCAAAGAAUUAGUUUAAUUUUAAAUAUAUCUGUGUCACUAAAUUAAUUGAAUACUGAUUUAAGACAUUACGCUGUGCAAGCCUCUGGGCUUACACUUUUACACCGGCAGUUUCGGCACACUAGAUCGGAGCUUACAAAAACUUUUAUUGGUCCUGCAACGUAUUAGCAAAUACAGAAAAAAAACGUCACUUUUUACAACAGUACGUCACUUUUUACAACACUGACAACAACUUUACCUGAUUCUGACAUCUUGUAUGUUUGGUAAACGUACAAUGUAGUUCUCUCAGUGGAUAUGUCAAGUUCGGCAGAAAUUUGAAAAGU
Liolophura sinensis is the source of this 2751-nucleotide messenger RNA. RefSeq lists its product as uncharacterized. Lineage: Eukaryota; Metazoa; Mollusca; Polyplacophora; Chitonida; Chitonidae. The transcript has 6 exons. The coding region runs from base 427 to 1071 and encodes 214 amino acids. The record is from RefSeq and is a predicted model, not a curated record. Gene Ontology annotation, molecular function: nucleic acid binding.